Molecule: messenger RNA, 1465 nt
Organism: Daldinia loculata
Lineage: Eukaryota; Fungi; Ascomycota; Sordariomycetes; Xylariales; Hypoxylaceae
Product: MT-A70-domain-containing protein
Exons: 1
Coding region: 284-1354 (356 amino acids)
Cellular component (GO): RNA N6-methyladenosine methyltransferase complex; nucleus
Molecular function (GO): nucleic acid binding; methyltransferase activity
Source: RefSeq, a predicted model, not a curated record
GUCUAAGAAACGAAUCUUGGCUUACUAUGUACAGAACCUGAUGCAAUUGAUUAAGCUAAAGCCAAGAGACACAUCAUCAUCAAAACCCAACCUGAAAAUUGACAGUUCAGGAUAGGAAGUCCAUGCUUGUUAUUGAUCUCGUUGAGGCCUCAUCCAAGAUCUACAGGAGUUAAGAUUCACCAUUGUACAAGUCUCAAUGUGGUUCACAAAAUACGGCAAAGCGGCACAGAUACACUAAAGGGGGUCGAGUUCUGAUAUUACGUGCUAGGAGUACCGAGGAAUCAUGUCUUCUAAGGAAAAUCCACAUCAUCUAUCUGCGUCUUGUGUAUUGUUCGAGAACUCGGAUCGAUCUAUCGUUCUUAUAGACAUUCCACGUUCUAUUGAAGAGGCUCAACUAUUACCAGGACAAGUCCCCAAAAAACGUAUUGUUUCCUCCAGUCCAAUAGAAAUACCAUGGAAAACACCCGAUCCCAAGAAAACAAGCCUAGAGCAGUUAGCCACACCCUCUGCAAGCAUAGCUGAAUUGAUGGUCCAAGAAGCCGUUAGGUCUGCACUUGAAAAGGCCAAGCAGGACUACAAAGGACCAUGGUGUUUACCGCGUGUUGUAAGGGAUACAGGUAAAAUUUGCGAUGACAAUUCAUAUCUCAAAGAGUUACACAAGAGGAAGCGAACUUCGGGCGAGGCGGCCGAUAUGGUAUCAGAGUCUCUCAUUCCAGAUCAAUCACACUACCUCCUAGGAACCAUAGAAUCCCAGCGGGGUGCCUUCAUUGCAGAUGCUCCCAUGUUCGAUUUAAUGGUUCUUGAUCCACCGUGGCCCAGUCGAUCUGUAAAGCGGAAACAGAAGAGCUAUACUAUUGCAUAUGACAUGCAAGAAGUCAAGGAUCUCUUAACUCAGAUACCUGUUGCAUCGCACUUGAAAACAGACGGCCUUGUGGCUGUAUGGGUCACUAACAAAGCUGCAGUUCCUGACUUGCUAACAUCUCCCCAUGGAAUAUUUUCUGAAUGGGGCCUCGAACUCGUCGGGGAAUGGACCUGGCUAAAGAUCACCAGUUCCGGGGAUCCAGUCAUCGACUUAGAGGCGCAGUGGAGAAAACCGUGGGAGAGGCUAUUACUAGGUAGGAAGAGAAGCAGCACGUUAAAGGCUCCGAUCCCAAGCAAGGUGAUCUUGGGAGUUCCAGAUAUCCACUCAAGAAAGCCAAAUUUGAAGCUCUUGUUUCGGAACAUACUACCGGAGAACUACACCGGACUAGAGGUGUUUGCGAGAAACCUCACCGCAGGCUGGUGGAGUUGGGGAAACGAGGCCCUAUAUUUUCAACAGGGCCAUCACUGGGUAGACAUAGCAGAUGAUAUAUAGAGACUUGGCAUCGGACAAGUAAUGAUACAAUGCCUUAAGACCGAUCUUUUGCUUGCUUUGCAUUGCUUUGCAAUGUGUAUCGUACACGCAAGUCUGGUCCAGGUCUUCCAU